GGGAGGCGCUGCGGGCUCUGUGCGCGUCGGCGGCCGCGGCGCUCGGUCCGCGCCGGGACGCGCUCGGUGCGGCCGCGGUUCUGUGAGAUCCCCUCCUUCCUGUGCCCAAAUCCCUUCGUCUGGAGCGUCAGCAGCGUGUGGAGCCUGCCCCACACACCCAUCCCCUGCCAAACCACGGCCUUUACCUGCGUGUUCCGGUGUUUCCCGUGCGACCCGUCCUGCGGGAGCGCCUCCUGGGCCACCCCCGACUUCAGCCAGCGCUCCGUGGCUCCAAUGGUGAAGAUGACAAGGUCCAAGACUUUCCAGGCAUAUCUGCCUUCGUGCCACAGGACCUACAGCUGCAUUCACUGCAGGGCUCACCUGGCCAACCACGAUGAGCUCAUCUCCAAGUCCUUCCAGGGCAGCCAAGGACGAGCAUACCUCUUCAACUCCGUAGUGAACGUGGGCUGUGGCCCUGCAGAGGAGCGGGUGUUAUUAACAGGACUGCACGCCGUGGCAGAUAUUUACUGUGAAAACUGCAAAACCACGCUGGGCUGGAAAUAUGAACACGCUUUUGAAAGCAGCCAGAAGUAUAAAGAAGGCAAAUACAUCAUUGAACUAGCUCACAUGAUCAAGGACAACGGCUGGGAUUGAGGGGUGGAGGGGAGCCCAGCCCCAGCAGCGUGCGAGCGAUGCCAUCCAACCGAACAUUGUACCCGAGAGUGAGAGAGUGACUGAACGCUUGGUUCCAUGCAUUUAGAGGCUCUGCAACCCGGGAGCAUCUUCACACCCUUCUCCAUCUUUAUUGGUGACUGGCCUCUAAAUUUCUGUCUCUCUGUCUCUUCGCUUUGUAUCUGUUUGUGAGUUGACCCUGGCUGCUUCUCUCUCUGUUCUGGCGUUGGCUCAGAGAAUGCACCGAAUGCCCGACAGCCAUUCCACGUGCCCAGUGCUGGAUCCAGCCUGACCUGGGCUCUCCUGGCACCUCCCAGGUGUGGGAGGAACACCCCGAGGUUUGGGCAGAAGGUGGGAGAGGGGUGGGGGAGCGGGGCCCGCGUGGGAACCGUCGGAGGGUGAUGCUGUGCUUCUCCUUUCAGUCCUGGCUAAGCAAGGCUUGAAACCAUCUCCUUGUCUAAAUGGACAGAGAAAUGCCUACUUGUCUAAAUGGAUAGAGAAACAUCUCCUUGUCUAAAUGGAUAGAGAAACACCUGCUUGUCUGAGAAGGACAGAGGAAUAUCUCCUUGUCUAAAAGGACAGAAAUUACCUCACGGCUGCGUUUCCUCUCCAAAUCCCGAAUCCAUCGGCGGAGCCUCAGCCCGAGCCAGCUGAGCCCGAGGCAGAACCAGUUCCCCCCACAGUCUGUGUUUUGUUUGCUGUUUAUGAGCUCGUUGUUGGAGGGGGCAGGACCUGGAGGCUGGAGGGAUUCCCUGCCUCUCCUCUGUGCUCCAGGGUAGGGAGGCCGAAGGUCCCAGCGGAGCACGGCUGGAGAAACCAAAGCCUGACUCGUGAGCCCUGCAGAGAGCAGAGAAAACCACCCCAGGCACGAGGAGGCUGGAGCUGCAGCCUGGAAGAUGUGGCAGGGUGGAAAAAGGCACGUGCGAGGCAAGGAGGGGGAGAUUCCACAGAGGAGGAUGGGGACAAACAGUGACAGAGGGCACCCCUGGAUUUCCUGGCCUCCCCAAGCACCCUUGGCGGUGUUUUCCCAAUCUUUCACAAGUGCAAGGAGGAAAAUGUUGUUACAGAACCUUUUCCUUGAAUGCCAGGCUCCAUGGGGGGAGCCUGGCACAGAAAUGGGGUGAGGGGGGAGCCGAGUUCUGGCGGUUGUGUUGCACAGGGGAUAUUUCAAGCCCUGAGGUAUCCUCCCCAAAUCACCCCCCCCUUUUCCCAUUCCCAGAAGCCCGUUGCAGGCACGGGGAGAAUGGGAAAGAAAAAAAGAAAUGAAACAUCUUCCCACCACCCCUGGAAUGAUCUAUGCCUUGAGGGGUGGAUGUGGGUGUCAAAACUGCAAGGGACAAGGAGUCCUUCCCAUUUUAAUUUUUCCCUGGUGAUUCCUGAGCACCUUCCCGAGGGGGGUGGUGGGGAAGGGGAGUUGUGUGUGGCAGGGGAGCUGUGUUAGGCCAAAAUAAAAUGAGGAGUUUGCUCUGCAGCAGCCCAGCCAUUAUCUGGUGCAUAACCCAGGACUGUUGAGCUGAGUUCUUUUUCUCUCCCCCUGAGUGAAUUUUUCUUUUUGUUGGCAGAAUUCUUGCAAGUAGGUUAAUCCAUGGGGGGAAAUCUUCCUUAAUCCAGAAGGAAAGAGUGUUGUGCAGGGGGUGGUGACUCCUUAUGAAACAGAAGCUUUGGAGCUGUAAUCUGUUGUCACUGGCCCCCACCCCUGAGAGAUUCCAGGGGGCUGUGGAAAAGUCAUUUGAUGUUCAGUUGGCAGGGAAUGGGAACAGAGAUUCUCCUUAAGGAUCAGGGUGGAAUUCAGGGUUGGAUCCUUGUGCUGAAAGCCAAACCUGAUGAAGCAAAGGUUGUUCUUUUUUUUUCUCUCAAAGCUCUGUUCUUGACAACCUUGGAGAAAUGAGGUGGAGUUGGCCGGGCUCCUGCAGGGUUGGAAUUUGUGACUAACCUGUCCAGAGGUGGCUUCUGCCCUCACCCUUCUGCUCUGGCUGUGUAACAAUUGCUUCAGCUUUUGUUUUGGAUUGUCUCUGCUUCUGUCAGCCACAUUCCCUCAGUGACAAAUCCAGUAAAAAUCAAAAAUUCCACAGCACCUGCUGUCUCGUGGACUCUGGCACUGACCUGGUGCCAUUUCCCUGUCCUUUCAUUGAGGAUCCAUGGCAAUUUAUUGGGUUUUCACUAGUGGGAAGUAAUUCAUGUUCUUCAAAGAGCUCUUUAGUCUCCACAGAGCCUUUAAAGGAGCUGGGAGAGGUAAGGGAUCAUCCCAAAUCCUAUGAGGUUGAGAAGAGCACACAAGGCUCAUGGUUUGAUGUUGGCAUUUGGAGUGACUGCUGAUCAAAAAGCAAAAGAAAAGGCAGGGCUGUGCAGAGAACUGCUCUGAGAAAUACCAGCUCCAGAGAGCUGCCAGGUGGAAAUGGUUUUAUCCAUUCAUUUGGGACAAAAAAGGACAAUGCCCCAUCGGACCUGGCUGGUUUUUACUGCUCACAGGUGUUGGGCUUCUAAUGGCAACCAGUCCAAGCUUGAAUAGGGCAAGGUCUUAAUCUGCUUUUAAUUGGUUUUGUCCUGUCAGUCUCUUGCUGAGAGCCAGGCCCUGAGCCCUGAUGGAGCCCAGUGUGUGUGGCUGUGGUGUCCUGCCCAGGUGGGAGAGGAGAACUGUGCUUGUGCAGCUCCUGCGUGUGUCCAGCGAGCAGGAACAGCUUCAUUUGGCUGCUGAUUCCCCCUGGGAGCCGGGGGCUGGCAGGAAUUUGGGAUCUGUGCUGGUGACACAGAGUGACACACUCAGAGAUAACCAAAGAACUUCCCUGCUGAGCUGAGCCAGGUGGGGCCUUUUCCCAGGAGAAAUGGAGAUGUGGCCCAUGGAAGCUGCUUCCUGAGCUCGUGCUGCUGCUUCCCAUGGGCAGCAUCCUCAGGAAAACACGGACAGCAGCGAGUUUUCCUCCUUUUUUUGGUGUCCAGCCUCGUGUCUGGGCAGCUGUGAGCACCCUUGAGAGUUUACAUCCCCCCCUCUACCCCUAAGCUCAGACUUGAGUAAGUUUUAAAUUGUUUUUGCUCUGGUGGAUUGUCUGGUGUGAAAUCCUGACCCUCGUAAGAAAUAUUCAGAUGAUAAUAUAUACAAAGCAGAAAAAAAAUAACCCCCAGACGUUAUCUUGUGAACUAUACUUUUGUAAAUAAUAUUUAAUUUUUUUUAAAGAAAUAAUAUAUUUGGUGCUGUUUUCUCAGAGCCCCUCCCUGAGAGCACUUUUUUUGUUGUCGUCGUUGUUGAUGAUGAUCCCGUUUCCUUCUGUAUUCGUUGGAAAAUAUGUUUAAAGGGAAACAAAAAAAAAAAUCAUAAUUUAUGUUGUCCUCUGAAGUGGAUCCGUGUUUCCUGUGGAUGUGGCAGGAGGGGGACAGCAGCCCCCAGGGGGGAUAUUUGGGCUGGGAGGGGCUGCAGGACUCAGGAGAGCUGCAGUUCCCCUCUGGCUUUCCCUGGAGCCCAGAUCCCCCCUGCUCCCAGAGGAAUCCCCCCGAGCCCAGUGGGGCUCCCACUUUUCCCUGGUUUGUGGAAUCCAGGCCUGGAAUUUUCCCUUGCACCAGGAUUGGCUGGAGUGAAGUAGAUCGGGGGCAGCAGGGAUGGAGGAUGGAGUUUUGAGCCCAAUGUUGAUUUUAACCUAAACCACAAAUCUUUGGAUCUUGGUUUUACUUUUGAGGGGAGUUUUUUUUGUUGUUGUUGUUGUUGUUGUUUCAUUUAUUUUUUUUUUUUAACCAGGCUGCUACGUAACAAAUUAGAGUAAAAGUUUACCUCUCUUGGCAGUGAAUUUCAUUUAUUUUGUUCUCCUUUCUGUCUUUAAUCUCCCCCCUUCUCACCCUCCUUUGUUUUUAUUUCAUUUGGUCUCUUGUUUAUCCCAAAGUGGACCAACAGCACAAACCACUGGACUGUGUUUUGCUGAGCAAGGAGCUGUUCCAGAACUGUUGCAGGCUCUUUAAUCCUCUGGGUUUGGUGCACACGACUUCAAACCACACAGCAACAAAACCAACCGUGUGGAAUAAACCCCGCUGUUCUCGUGAUGAUCAAGUGAGAAUUUCCUCUGUAUGCGUUUUUCUGACUGCUCCGUGAGUGUGUGAAUCAUGCAUUUAUUUCCCUGCACUUCCCUGCUUUGGGAGGAGCUUCCACGUGAAGUUUUGGGAUGAAGAGGGGAUACCAAACACCCAGCUCAGCUCAGUGGGAAGGAGCUCUUCCCACCACGGGAGAGGCCUCAGUGCUCAGAAACAAUCAGGUUAGACAGAGCUUUUCUGCAGAAAUCCUGGUGAAAAAGAGCAAGCAGAAGAGGGGAAAUGAAAUCAUCUUGAAUUCAGAAAAAAAAAAAAAAAAAAUUAAAAAUCAACGUAUUUAAAUGCAAGCAGAAUGGCAUUGUGUAAGGUACAACCACAGAUAAGCUGUUCUCAUCGUUACAACUGUGUGUAUCCUUUGUUUUGUUCUUCCUAAGGAAAUGGGAAUGCUUUCCCCACUGACAAAACUAAGGACAAUAUUUCCAAUACCAGCCUGUCUAUGGAUGCUCUUGUGUUUACAAAUUGUGUAUAUUUUUAUUUCUUUGAUCUUAUUUUAAUUUUUUUUUUUUUUGCAUAUUCUUUCAGGUCAUUUGCUUCAGUCAUAAAUGCAAUUGUUUGUUUUCAAAUAAUUGGUUUUCACCUUUUCAUGUAUUUGUACAUUGUAUAUAGUUCUUCAGUAUUAGAGGGAGGCGUAUUGUUUGUCAUAUUUACAAUAUGUGUUGGUGCUCAUUUGAGAAAAUAAAAUUUUCAAGUACUAAA
This is a messenger RNA of Lonchura striata (white-rumped munia), 5418 nucleotides long. It is a transcript of the gene YPEL2, whose product is annotated as yippee like 2. NCBI's taxonomy places the organism in Eukaryota, Metazoa, Chordata, Aves, Passeriformes, Estrildidae. The record is from RefSeq and is a predicted model, not a curated record.